GUGUGAGCGGCCGCACAGGGUGGUGUGCGCCGGCGCAGCGGGCCGCGCAUGCGCAGGGCGGGGGCGGCGCGGGGCCAGAGUCGCCUGAGGUUUCAUUCCAGAGAAACUGUGUCUUCAUUUCCGUAUGAAUGUUCCAAGUUUAUUUCAUUUUACAUUCUUACUGAGAGAAAUACGAACACCGUCAUGGAGACCAUGGAUUUUGAGGAAGCAGCAAUUUUCUCUGCCCAGAGUGCCCUUACUUCAGGCAGCAGGAAAAAACUCCUCUUUCAAUCUCCUUGAGCUAACGGAGGCAGAAUUAGAAGAACAGUUUGUAAGAGGUGAUGGCCCAGGAGGUCAAGCCACAAAUAAGACAAACAACUGUGUUGUAUUGAAGCAUAUUCCAUCUGGGAUUGUAGUGAAGUGUCACCAAACAAGAUCAGCAGAGAAGAACCGAAAGAUAGCCAGAGAAAUCCUGCAGGAAAAAGUUGACCUUUUCUACAAAGGUGAAGAUAGUGAUGUUUUUAAAGAGAAGAAAGCAUCAGAGAAGAAGAAGCAGGAGAAAAAAAGAAGAGCAAAGGAAAACCUAGAAAGGAAAAAGCAUUUGAAAGAGAUGCAACAAUUGGAUAAGAAAUAAUAAACACAUAAAAUACUGACUUGCCAUAGUAGGCACCCUCACUGGCUGCCACCGAGUUCUCACCUUCAACAAUACUUUGAAAGCAGUAGAGACUACUACCAACUAUACCGCCUUCUCACAGAGUUCGACUGCAUCUGGACUGUACCAUGGAUGGAAACUCUCCAGCAAUCUGCAGGCCCUUUCCCUUGUCUGUUCCUGAACUUGAGCCUCCUGCAUGAAGGUUAAAUCUUUAUCUGUUGAGAGUUCCUGUUCAUGGAGAAUGAUUAAAGUGACUGUACAUAGCUUUAAUACAAAUUGUUAAUGAAAAUAAGCUUUAUUACGUCAAGUAAUAAAUACAUACAAAGAUGCAAAUAA
This is a messenger RNA of Chroicocephalus ridibundus (black-headed gull), 967 nucleotides long. It is a transcript of the gene MTRFR, whose product is annotated as mitochondrial translation release factor in rescue. Gene Ontology annotation, molecular function: translation release factor activity. The record is from RefSeq and is a predicted model, not a curated record. The transcript is spliced from 4 exons. Gene Ontology annotation, biological process: translational termination. NCBI's taxonomy places the organism in Eukaryota, Metazoa, Chordata, Aves, Charadriiformes, Laridae. Bases 125 to 613 code for a protein of 162 amino acids. Gene Ontology annotation, cellular component: mitochondrion.